AUGGGAAGGGGUCCAACCAAGAAGCGUGUCUUGGACUGCCAUGUGGAAAGUGGACCAUCAUAUAUUGGAUUAUUUCUAAGCCCUGUUUACGAAUUGGUGCCCACAAAAACCAACCUUCGGACCUGGAAACUCACCUGCAAGUUAUGUGGCAGGCCAGCACACCUAGAGCAAAUCCUAUCGUCUUGCGGAACAGCACUCUGUAAGGCCUACGGAGUACUUGGCAUCACUGGAAUGGCAAGGAGACGGGAAAUAGCAGAUAGCGAGACGUUAUUCGAGAGGUCAACGACAGACGCGACACGCCGCCUGGUCGACUACAUCAGCCGGCAGUGGGUCCAUGGCGGGUCCUUUGAACCAAGUGACUGGUCUGUCUUCCGACAGGACGUCCGUACCAACAACGACCUUGAAGGUUACCACAACCGCCUGAAUGGGAAAGCCGGCAGCGGUGUCGGUUUCUACCGACUAGUUCCUCAUCUCAGACAGGAAUCUGAAAUGGUGAGGCUACUGGUUGAAGGCAGCGACCUCCACCGGAUCAAAACAACGCGAUCGGCAAAAGUUCAGAAGUCCCUGGUUUCCCUCUGGGACAAGUACGAGGCGACAGAGUGCACCACCUCUGAGUUCCUGGCCAAGGUCGGUCAGGCUUUCGGCGUUGUGCUUGAUUAAUGAACAUGCAUUUUGUCUCGUUGUCUGUGUAUUGUUUGUAGUUUUUCUUGUACAUGUAUAUUUCAUUAUGUAGUUUUGUUGUAAAUUAUGUUGUAUUUUGUCACGUUGUCACGUUGACAGUAUAUGGUCUGUACUUUUUCUUGUACAUGUAUAUUUUAUU
Messenger RNA from Dreissena polymorpha, 820 nucleotides. RefSeq lists its product as uncharacterized. The transcript has 3 exons. NCBI's taxonomy places the organism in Eukaryota, Metazoa, Mollusca, Bivalvia, Myida, Dreissenidae. The record is from RefSeq and is a predicted model, not a curated record. Bases 1 to 660 code for a protein of 219 amino acids.